CCAGACGGAAGCUAGUUUGAAGAUUCCGCUUUCAUUUCGGUGAACUUUUUUUUUUAUUAACUUCUGCCGUUAAUAAUCUUUAAAAUGUUCCAGUACCAUUACACUCAUCUUCCAUUCCUCAAAGAAAUGUUCCUGGUUUCAUGGUAACCUAGCGAAAGCAAUGUAGAAACAAUUUCAGUAGGGCUUCACUAAAACAUAACAUGUCCUUAGCAGACAUGGCUACGAGGUUGUUACGAAGCUCCAUUAGCAACCCCGUGGUUUCAGUUUCGAUCCAACACACGUCACCUUCAGUAAGCAUUUACCAUAACUUUGAGUUGAUCAAUACCUUGUGAAUGGAACUUGGUCGGCAAACUGAGACGUCUGAACAGUGGGAAGUGUUUAAAAGAGGUUGGAGUAACCUCCCCUUAAACGUGUACCGGAAAUAUAUUACACCGUGUGUGUCGUGUGGAAAACACGUCAAAAUGGAGCCCACGGAAGAAAAGUCACCAAAGAAAGGUUCUAACGAAAUAAAUUAUGAAAAAUUACCUUCUGUGGAUUCUAGUAAUGUACAAAUUUUUGAAAUUCAACCAAACACAUCUGUACAACAUUUCAGGAAUAGAGUGUUUGGGAAGAAAAAAGAUCCAUAUGAAGGACGUGUUCCUGUUGAUAAAAAAGAGUUUAAAAAAUAUAAACGAGGAGAUUCUACAAAAGAUGUGAAAUAUUUCAAAACCAAAUAUCACAAGGAUUGCUAUAUAAAUAAAAUGCAGAAGACUCAAUUUGCUAUUGAACAGUCUGCUCGGAGUAAACUCUUAUUACAAGAUACAGUUGGAUCAAGUGAUAUACGACUAAUAGACCAAGACACUAUUGCAGCAUCAGUUGAUAUUACAAGUGCCACUAAGUACUUUGACUUAGAUUUGAACUUUGGGCCAUACAAAAUUGAUUAUUCAAGGAAUGGAAGAUGGCUUCACCAAGAAACUAUGUUUGCAGUUAGUCAGAAGCAAUGGACCUAUAUUUAUGACAAUCGUGGCAUUGAAAUACACUGUUUGAAAACUUUAGAUCAAACUUUACAAAUGGAAUACCUUCCUUACCACUUUCUGCUUGUGGCAGCAAAUUCAAGAGGAUUUUUGUCCUACCUGGACACCUCCAUUGGUAGUAAAGUUUCAGCUGUCAGAACUAAUAUGGGCCGUUUAAAUGUUAUGUGUCAGAAUCCAUCUAAUGCUAUUAUACACCUCGGACAUUCAAAUGGAACUGUAACACUGUGGUCACCUAAUGCAAAAGAUUAUUUAGUCAAAAUGUUGUGCCAUAAAUCUAAUGUACGGUCAAUAGCUGUGGACCAACAGGGUUUAUACCUAGCUACAUCUGGAGAUGACAGUCAUAUGAAAAUAUGGGAUCUUCGUACCUACCAAAUGUUACAGUCUUACAGAAUAGAUAGUGGUGCCAAUUGUUUGUCUUUCAGUCAACGUGAUAUGCUUGCAGCUGGCGUUGGCAAUGUCGUACAGAUAUUUGAUAACUGCUGUUCUCGAACAGUAAGCAGUCCAUACUUAUUUCAUAAAUUGUCUGGAAGAGUGCACAGUACAAAAUUCUGUCCUUAUGAAGAUGUACUUGGUGUUGGCUAUGAAAAAGGAUUUCAGAGUCUGCUUAUUCCUGGUUCUGGUGAGCCAUGUUUUGAUGCUCUUGAAGCAAAUCCAUAUCAAUCCAAAGAACAACGUCGAGAAACAGAAGUGAAAAUGUUGCUUGAUAAGAUUCAACCUGAUAUGAUAAGUCUGGAUAAUCGAAGGAUACUUCAACCAAAUUAUGAAAGGAUUUCUAGCAACAUGGAAGAAAAAAAUAAACAAACCUUUGGAGCUCCAGGAAAAUCUGUUGUCAAAUUAAAGCAAAACACGAAACAUAGCAAGAAAACUGAUAAAGUGAUUAGAAAGACGAAAGCCAUCAAAGAAGAAAGUAAAAGGAAAACACGCAAAGAGGAAAUGAUGGAGCAAAAGGAAAAAGAAUGGAGAAAGAAAUAUUUAAAAAAAUAAAAAUGUGGAAUUGUG
Messenger RNA from Octopus bimaculoides (California two-spot octopus), 2012 nucleotides. Its product is annotated as WD repeat-containing protein 46. The record is from RefSeq and is a predicted model, not a curated record. Lineage: Eukaryota; Metazoa; Mollusca; Cephalopoda; Octopoda; Octopodidae. Gene Ontology annotation, biological process: maturation of SSU-rRNA from tricistronic rRNA transcript (SSU-rRNA, 5.8S rRNA, LSU-rRNA). Gene Ontology annotation, molecular function: protein binding. Gene Ontology annotation, cellular component: small-subunit processome; 90S preribosome; nucleolus.